Helicoverpa armigera (cotton bollworm) is the source of this 2118-nucleotide messenger RNA. RefSeq names its product kanadaptin. The record is from RefSeq and is a predicted model, not a curated record. The transcript has 10 exons. The coding region runs from base 188 to 2098 and encodes 636 amino acids. Gene Ontology annotation, molecular function: protein binding; mRNA binding. NCBI's taxonomy places the organism in Eukaryota, Metazoa, Arthropoda, Insecta, Lepidoptera, Noctuidae.
UAUUAAAAUGAAGUAAAUAAUAGAACAGUCUACGUUUUCGUAAAUAUUUCUCUAUUUUUACUCUUUCUCAAAUAUUUAUUGUUAUUGAAGUACAAAUGAACUAAGAAUUUAUUCUAAGUGAAAUUAUUUAGUCGAAGGUAUACUUAUUCGAAAGUAGAACAAAUAAUUGUUAAGAAUAACCUAAAAAAUGGAGGAAACUAGUAAAGAACCAAAAAGCGACGAAAAAAUCGAAUUUAAAAAGCCCGUGCUAUUUGGACGCAUCGGGAAAUUGCCGAAAAAGGUUAAGAAUGACGCUGAGAAGGCCGCAGAUCAAAAACAAUCCGAAAAACCAGUGGAAAGAAGCUCAGAAUCGAGUUCCAAGAGUAAUUUGCCACCGGCAGUUCUUUUGAAGGAAUUAUCGACGCCCAUUCCAUAUAAAGAACCCAAAUGGUCUGGGAUUUGUCCAGACGGUUCAGAAUAUGCCCUGGAGGUCUUAAAGUCCGGUAUGAUAGUGGACAAUGUAGAUUUGACACACAAACCAUACUAUGUGUUCGGCAGACUUGCCAACUGUGAUGUUGUGAUGGCCCAUCCCACUAUAUCCAGGCAUCACGCAGUACUCCAAUACAAGGCAUUUGCAGAAGAGGGCGAGCCUCCCUGUGGCUGGUACCUCUAUGACCUCGCGAGUACCCAUGGCACUUUCCUUAACAAAGACCGGUUGAAAGCCAGCCAUUACACGCGGGUCAGGGUCGGCCAUCAGAUCAAGUUUGGCAAUAGUACGAGAACUUAUAUAAUGUUGGGUCCUGAUUUUGACUGCGAAGGAGAAUCAGAGCUGUCCGUCACAGAAAUAAAGAGGAGAGCUCAAGACAUGAAGCUGGAGCGAGACAGAAUGAUACAGGAGGCCGUAGAACAGAGAGAGAGGAACAGAAAAGAAGAAGAGAAGAGAAGGGAAGAACAGGGCAUUGAUUGGGGGAUGGGUGAGGAUGCUGAAGAGGAACCGGAUUUAGCAGAAAACCCUUAUGCUGUUACUGCUAACGAGGAGUUGUACUUGGAAGACCCUAAGAAGACCUUAAGAGGGUAUUUCGAAAGAGAGGGCCAUGAACUUAACUAUAAUUGUGAUGAGAGGGGCGUUGGCCAAUUUAUAUGCAGGGUAGAAUUACCAAUAGACGAUGCUCGCGGCAACCCGGUGGUUGCUGAAGUGAUUCAUCGAGGUAAAAAGAAAGAAGCGGUCAUUGCUUGCGCGUUAGAAGCAUGCAGGAUAUUAGACAGAGCCGGCCUACUUAGACAGUCUAAACACGAAUCUCGUCGACGUAAAGAACGCGAUUGGUCGGCCGACGAUUUUUACGAUUCAGAUGACGACACAUUCCUCGAUCGUACAGGCAGCGUGGAACGUAAGCGUAAGUUACGCAUGCAGAAACUCGGCGCCGCUGAGCGGGAGGACGAGAAACCUAGGACUUAUGAUGAUUUGUUGAAAGAGAUAACCGACAUCGAGAAGAAGAUAUCUUCUGAAGAGGCAACACUAGAGAAGCUACGGUCUUCUGCUUCUAACGCACAACAGAAGACAGAAGAUAUAGAUGAACUGGACUUGUAUAUGAAUAACUUGGGCAAGCAAGGACAAAGUAUGGCGCAGAAGGCUGAGAUAUCUAAAACUAAGAUGAAUAUACAGAAACUUAAAAUGGAACUUUCGAAGACACAACGGCUAGCCGAAAUAGCGAGACCCGCUCACUUGCCCCCUCUAGUUAAAAAAGAUGACAAAAUUAUCAAACAAGCAAGCAACUCCGCAGUUUAUGGUAAAAGAAUAAGACUAAAAGAAGACACAGAGAAGAAAACUAAAAUAAGGAAAGAAAUUAAACAAGAAGAUACGGAAUUUGUCGAAGAAGUGGAUUCUGAUGAUGAAGCAGAAGUAAAUAAUUCAAGAAAACAACAAGUUCCAGAAGUAAACAGCCAAGAAGAAGUACAGAAGGGCCCAGAAGAUAAGAAGAGUAAACCAGAAGUUAAGAGCGAACCAGAAGUUAAGAAGGUUUAUGGGCCUAUGAGACCCCCGGAAAAUUAUGUGAUACCCGAAAGCUAUUUUGACCAGGAAAGUGACAGGGAUCUGCCAGAAAUUAUGGAAAAGGAGUAAUUUUAAUAAAUGUACAAUUU